Molecule: messenger RNA, 831 nt
Organism: Pocillopora verrucosa
Lineage: Eukaryota; Metazoa; Cnidaria; Anthozoa; Scleractinia; Pocilloporidae
Product: P2X purinoceptor 7-like
Source: RefSeq, a predicted model, not a curated record
UGUAAUGUCGACUAAGAUGGAUGAAAACAUAGAAAACAGCGGCGAGGAGAGCGAUAAUGACUCAAUUCUCGACUUGGAUCUUAAUCCAGACGGUGUAAUUCGUCCAUUCAUGUUUGAGCCGCAACAUAGCUCAUCUUCAGGAGAAGAAGAAAUUUCUGUUGACAAAGAAACUCAGGAAGAGAUACAAGAAGAAACAUCUACGCGCUCACGUCUUGGAAUUCGCGAAUGGUGCUCUUGCGGCAACUGUCAAGAGAUGCCAACAGAAAACGAGUGUAUAUGCUGCCAAGAAAUGGAUGUACUAGGUGAUCGACUCGAUCUGGAAGGUAACAAGCUUCAGUGUAUUACAGAGCACGGAUCAUUUGGACCCGUGUGUUUACUAGCGGACGUCUUGAGAACAGCCCUAGUUGGCAUGCACCAAGUGAGAAAUGACAGACUUGAAGAUUAUCCGUCAAAUGAGAGUAUGCGAUUGGCAGGUUAUAGACAGUUUACUUGGUGGACUUAUAACAGACUUGGUAAAGGGAACAGACGCGUGAUUCCUUCGUGUGUUGUGGCAUCAAUAAGACGUAAUUACCCAGAUGCAGCCGGAAAUUAUACAGGCUUUAAAGAUGCCGAGGACAAUGACUCAUGGCCGGGAUAGUCACGUUUAAUUAAUAAACUUGUCUUUGUUUUCAUUAAACAUUCAAGGAGGUCCACGGCGCUAUAGGGGUAUCGGCUCCAGUUCCAAUCAUUAAAAUACCUUCAACAGUCUGUUCCAAAAAUAGAAAACUGACAAUGUAAAUGCUAGUGCCAUUUUAGGCGGACUAUUCGAUUUUUGUAUUUCUAUUUUUUUCA